Molecule: messenger RNA, 913 nt
Organism: Acyrthosiphon pisum (pea aphid)
Lineage: Eukaryota; Metazoa; Arthropoda; Insecta; Hemiptera; Aphididae
Product: COP9 signalosome complex subunit 7b
Exons: 1
Coding region: 151-912 (253 amino acids)
Biological process (GO): COP9 signalosome assembly
Cellular component (GO): COP9 signalosome
Source: RefSeq, a predicted model, not a curated record
UUACGCCAAUACGCCAUUGGCAAUUGGGAUGAAUAAAUAAUAACUCUAACUUUAAAGUUAAUUUUAUAUUAACUAUACCUAUUGUAUUCCUUGUAAUAAUCACCAGUUUGUACUAAAGUCUAAGUUUAUAAAUUCUAACUUCUUUUUGCAAUGUCUCAAGAAAAAGUAAUUGAAAAACCUCUGCAACAGUUUGUUGUACAAGCUCAAAAAUUAGAAGGUGACAGCUUAGUGGAAGUUAUUAAACAAGCGUUGGAUUGUGUUGACACAUUUGUGUUUGCAGAACUCUUAGAAUGCCCCAACGUUAUUGCACUGGAGACCACACCUCAUGCACCAUACCUACAUGCAUUACGUAUGUUUUCACAAGGUACGUAUUUGGAUUAUUUGGACAAAAAAGAAUAUUUGCCAGAACUCAGUGAACCCCAGAUGAAAAAACUGCAAUACUUAACAAUUGUUACAUUAGCCAAUAAAAUGAAAAGAAUACCCUAUGAUGUUCUUUUGAAAGAGUUGAAUGUUGAUAAUGUCAGGGACUUGGAGGACCUAAUCAUUGAAGCGAUCUAUUCUAACGUGGUUUCUGGCGAACUUGACCAACAGAGUGAUUAUCUGGAAGUAGAUUGGACAGUUGGCAGGGACGUUGGAUCUAACGAUAUUGACAACAUGAUAGACACAUUACAGCAGUGGUGUGAUUCAUGUGAGAAUGUUCUUUCUACAGUUCAAGCUCGUAUUGUUGAUGCUAAUCGAACUAAACAAGAUGUACUGAAACACCGUGCUGCUGUCGACAAUGAAGUUGCUAGCGUGAAAAAAGCAAUUAGAACCCAAAUACAAGAUGAAGAAAUGUCAGUGGAUACUAGCGGUCCUACAAAAAAAAGUGUUAAAGGAAUAAAACCUAGCGGAGCUAAAUUUUGGAACAAGUAAA